This is a messenger RNA of Trichomonas vaginalis G3, 1455 nucleotides long. RefSeq lists its product as uncharacterized. Lineage: Eukaryota; Parabasalia; Trichomonadida; Trichomonadidae. The transcript has a single exon. The record is from RefSeq and is a predicted model, not a curated record. The coding region runs from base 1 to 1455 and encodes 484 amino acids.
AUGGCAUCACUUUUCCAGGAAAGUAGUGGUGGUUCUCUAUUUUCAGCAACUAACGAAAAACCAGCUUCUAAUGUUAGCUUUCCUGACGGAACAUUAAGAGCUUCUCCUGUCAUGGCAUCGAAAUGGGAUCCAAAUGCUAACCAAUACGCUCCUGUUGGUCCUGCAAUUCUAUUACUGAAUAGAUCUAAUGGACUUCUAUCUAUUAUUCUCAUUACACAAACAAAACAAAUUCUGACAAAAAUUGAUUGCAACGAAACUGUCAUUUGGGAAUUACAAAAUAAAGUAUACGGAUCAUCACUUGAUUACACUAAUACUCGUUGGCUGUUUUUGUUCCAAAAUCAAACAGAAGCAAGUUUAGUUUCUUCUCUUAUUCUUUACUAUAAAAUGAAAGAUGAUGAAUAUACUAAAAUCGCAGAAGUAAUCGACCCGAAAACAGAUAUAGAACUUAAAGCUACUUUUUAUGAUUUGACAUCUGACAAAAUUACAAAUCCUUGCGAAGGAGAGAUUUCAAAUAGAAUUAACGAAAUUGCAAAAGAGAUUCCUGGAUGUUCCUUCAUUGCUAGAAUCCCAGGAGGUCGAGUUUCUUUUGUUACUCCUGUUUUUAAGGAAGAAACAGCUCCAGCAGACAAAGAAAAGCCUAAAACUGAAGUCAAGGAAGAAAAGGAGAAGCCAAAAGAACAAGUAAAACCUGAAAAACAAAAAAUUAUUUAUCCGACAGAUCCUAUUUCAAUGAAAAAUGCAAUAGAUGGCCUUGAAAGCCUCGAAAAAGAAGUCAAUAAAAUCUUUGAAUCAUUCACAUCCGAGCUACAACAAUUACAUCGUCCAAAAGCAAAAUAUGAUUACAUUUCAAUGGAUGAUGAGUCCAUUUUAGAUGGUGUUAUGCGUUUAGUUGAAGAUUCAAAGCGUCAAGAAGCUGAAUUGGCUCGAUCUACUGAUGAAAUCGAUAGAUUAAUUUACGAAUCAACAGCGCAAGAUGCACAAAUGGAAGCCAGACAAGCAGUUGGCAGAAUUAUUACUCAGAUUGAUAGCGAAAAUGGUAAAGCUGCUACUUUACAGUCCCAAUUAGAUUAUUUACAGAAUGAAUUGGUCGGAAUUGUAGAUGAAAUCGAGAAAACCGAAAAAGGAGAGAAGACAAAUGCAAAUGUUGGUACAGAUAACACAGAUCUCGAAAUGCAAAUAGAAGAUCUUGAAACUCAAAUUAAAUACUUCCAAAAAACCAAAAGAGAGUUGGAGACACAAGUUAACCGUCUCAAAGCUGAAAAUAAGGAAAAUGAUAAGCCAAUUGUUACUUUACAAGAAGCUCAAGAAUUCAAGAAUAAAAGUAUUGCUGAACUCCAAAAUUCUGUUAAGGAUUUGAUCAAGAAUGCCUUGGAAUCUCUUUCAGAAGCGUUUUUCGAUAAAGAAACUGUUACAAAAUCAGAUGUAAUUGAAGCACUUCAAAAAGCCUUGCAAUGA